This is a messenger RNA of Cynara cardunculus var. scolymus (artichoke), 2233 nucleotides long. RefSeq names its product transcription factor 25. Gene Ontology annotation, cellular component: RQC complex. NCBI's taxonomy places the organism in Eukaryota, Viridiplantae, Streptophyta, Magnoliopsida, Asterales, Asteraceae. The record is from RefSeq and is a predicted model, not a curated record. The transcript has 4 exons. Bases 34 to 1935 code for a protein of 633 amino acids.
GAGGUCGGUAGUUGUAGAACUUAACCAAUAACGAUGUCAGCUAGAGCGUUGAGGAAAGUGCUCAAAGAACAAGAAUCAGCAAAAAAUCAGAACAGCAUAUUGUCAGCCGAUGAUGAAUCGGAAUCGCCCUCCGAUUCACCCCGACCUUCUUCUAUUAAUCCUUUUGCUCUUCUCAAUGAGCAGGAGCAGGAGAAUGACUCCAGUGAUGCCGAUACAUCCUCUAUAGUAAAAGGUGAAGACAAUAUACCCUCCAGUAAGAAAGAUACUGCUACCAAAGUCACACCGUCCAGUCAAAAAUCAAAGAAAAAGAAGAAGAAAAAGAAAAGUAAGGAGUUAUCUUCAAGUACAGGUGAUAUGAACUCCUUAGAUGUCAUAUUAGAAGAUUUGUCUUUUGGAGUUAACUCGUCUGGUGGUCAAGGCCAGUCUUCAAAAAAGAAAUCAGAAAAUGUGAAUGGUGGUGGUGAUAGACCUGGGAGAGGUUGCACAACUCACAUAUUGCAAGUGGAUCCAAGAUUUCUUAGUGCAGAAAAUGAGCUGCGGAGAAUAUUUGGUUCAAAAGUAGUUAGUUCAUUUGAAAGAAGUAAUCAACCAGGAAGUUCGAGACAGAAUCGCCCAGUGAGACGUGGCAGCCACACCCAUAGAAAGACGAUUCUUGUUUCUCCUUUGGACCAUUGGCCUCGGUGGGAUGGGUCUCUAUCCAUGGAGCUUCUUGAACAUGGAGAUGGGUGCAACUAUUUCAGGUAUGUACAUUCAUCUACCUACAUCCUGGCUCAAAGACAAUUUGAAGCUGCCAAAGCAACACAUGAUCUCAACGGCAUAGCAAACAUUCUGUUGCACCAUCCUUAUCAUAUAGAUUCACUCAUAACUCUAGCAGAAUACUUCAAAUUUUCUGGUGAACUACAGAUGUCAGCAGAUGCUACUGCAAAAUCACUUUACGCCUUGGAAUGUGCAUGGCAUCCAUUGUUUAAUCCUUUACAGCAUAGCUGUCGACUGAAAUAUGAACACGAUACAAACAAGCAGAUAUUCACUACACUAUUUGCUCACAUGAAAAAUAUGGAUAGACGUGGGUGCCAUCGCUCUGCACUUGAAAUAUGCAAACUACUGAUCUCGCUAGAUUCAGAUGAUCCGAUGGGUGCUUUGUUCUGCAUUGACUAUUUCUCCUUAAGAGCAGAGGAGUACAAAUGGUUAGAGCGGUUUUCUGAAGAAUAUAAUAGCGAUAAUUCAUUGUGGUUAUACCCCAACUUUUCAUAUUCGCUUGCAAUUUGUUGGUUUUAUCUUGAACGUGAAGAAGGCUUGAAAGAAACAGAGUCGAAGAAUGAAAACAAAGCCACUUCAAGUGAUCUCAUGAAACAGGCGUUAAUGCUUCACCCUUCGGUUGUAAGGAAGUUGGUGGCUAAAGUUCCUUUAAAAGAGCAGGUAUGGACAAAGAUAAUCAACCAUAAUUUCUUUGGAGCGGAUCAAACAGGGAGUGCGUCAUUGGAUCACCUGAUUAAUAUAUAUGUUGAAAGAAGUUAUAUCAUAUGGAGACUUCCUGAGCUGCAUAACUUUCUCAAGGAUACAGCAUUAUCAGUCAUCGAAAAGAUGGAAACUAAUCGAAGUGAAGCUAGGGAUUGGGCAUGUGUGAGAAAAGAAGCGUUUGCAUCCGACAAGAACGAGUAUUCACACUUGAUGGUAUCUGAUUUCUCGGAUUCAACUCCGACUAUCCCUCCAGAGAAUUUGCAAAAUUUUAUGAUUGAUCCAAGGUUGGCAGAAAUGCAUAAUGUUGCCGAGAACCAAGAAAAUAUUCCAGAUGUUGCACGUGCUCCACGUGAAGUUGCUAACCGAAAUGCAUUGGCGGUUUUGUUUGAAUCUAUGCUACCAUGGAUUGAUUAUGGAACGAGAGAAGGCGAGGGCCAAGACCAGGAAAACGGCAUGGCACAAGAUCACGAAGAUUAAACCUCGUCUCUUUUCAAGUGUUAUCUGAUGCUUUUUCAAGUGUUAUCUGAUGCUUUUGACGACCUUAUUCCCUUUUACCAAGCAAUUUUACAGUAUGUUUUGGGUACAUAUAUACCCAAGAAGAAUCAGAUUUUUAUGAGAUAUGACCAGCACUUUCACCUAUACCUGCCUUGCAAAAUAUUGAGGAUGAGUUGGUUGGUAAUUGACAAGUUUGUUGGUGGUUAUUUACUUUCAAAUGUUAUAUUUCUAAGUUGUAAUGCAAGUUGUGUCUGAAAUAAUUACCUUUUUUUAUUGAAAA